Malassezia restricta is the source of this 345-nucleotide messenger RNA. RefSeq names its product RNA-binding protein. The transcript has a single exon. Lineage: Eukaryota; Fungi; Basidiomycota; Malasseziomycetes; Malasseziales; Malasseziaceae. The record is from RefSeq and is a predicted model, not a curated record. Gene Ontology annotation, molecular function: RNA binding. The coding region runs from base 1 to 345 and encodes 114 amino acids.
AUGUCGCUGCCAGAGGGCCGGCACAAUCGUAUCUUGUUUGUGAAAAACUUGAACUACAAUAUACAUGGCGGGGAUCUGUAUGAGCUAUUUGGUCGUUAUGGCGCGAUUCGUCAGAUUCGACUAGGCACGUCACAGCAGACGCGCGGCACAGCUUUUGUUGUGUUUGAAGAGGCCAACGACGCGAAAAAUGCCAUUGCCAACUUGAAUGGUUUUCAUCUUAUGGAACGUUAUAUUGUUGUGUUGUAUCAUGUGCCAUCGCGCUUAUCGGGCAAGGGAUCCAUUGACCAACGCGAAGAGGAGCUGGCGAAGGCUAAGCAACAAUUUGGCAUCCAUGACGAAUCAUGA